AUGCUGUCCGUGCGCAUCGCCAUGGCCAUACCCACGCCCUCCCUCUGCGAGCUGGGCUGGUCUCCAAAAAUGCUUUGGGAUCAUCCUUCAUUGCUGCAAGAAACCUCCAUGCCUCUAACUCUCGUCUUCAGAAGACCGGCAUUGCUGAGGUGUCCUCUGUUCUUGAAGAGCGGCAUGUCUCUGAACUUGGAGCCUGACAGUGUUGGUGUUGUCAUGUUUGGAAAUGAUAAACUAAUUAAGGAAGGAGAUAUUGUGAAGAGAACUGGGGCUAUUGUAGAUGUUCCAGUUAGUGAGAAGCUGCUGGGUCGUGUAGUUGAUGUCCUUGGUAAUGCCACUGAUGCAAAGUGUCCAAUUGGUUCCAAGGCCCGAAGACGAGUUGGCUUGAAAUCCCCUGGGAUCAUUCCUCGAAUCUCUGUGUGGGAACCAAUGCAAACUGGCAUUAAGGCUGUGGAUAGCUUGGUGAUGAUUGGUUGUGGUCAGUGUGAUCUGGUUAUUGGUGACCGACAGCUUGGCAAAACAUCAAUUGCCAGAAACGUCAUUAACCAGAAACGAUUCAAUGAUGGAACUGAUGAAAAGAAGAAGCUGUACUGUAUCCAUAUUGCUAUUUGUCCAAAGAGAUCCACUGCUGCCCAGCUGGUGAAGAGAUUUACAGAUUUAAAUGGAAUGAAGUACACCAUUGUGGUUUCAGCUACUGCUUCAGAUGCUGCCCCACUUUAA
Molecule: messenger RNA, 717 nt
Organism: Rangifer tarandus platyrhynchus (Svalbard reindeer)
Lineage: Eukaryota; Metazoa; Chordata; Mammalia; Artiodactyla; Cervidae
Source: the annotation of a GenBank genome assembly